ACUUGGAGGCGAUUGCUCAAAACAUUAUUAGCUGGUUAUUACGCAUAUACAUAUAUAGACGUAUAUACUGUAUAGUAUUUAUACAACCUCGCGCUCCGAGAGAAAGUAGGUGGUUAAUUACCCCCCCYCCCCCCSCCCCMCCCCCCSCCCCCAGCCACUCCCCACAAUUCGCUGAGAAUUCAUUUAUCGAUUGAAAAGCGCGGGAAAUAGGCUGAUGAUGGGAGACGCGAUGGCGGGACGAGGUGGCGCGCUCGUGGUCCACGUGGACGUCUGGAGUGACAUCGCGUGUCCUUGGUGCUAUGUCGGAAAGGCUCGCCUGGAUAGCGCCAUAUCCUCCUUAGAAGGGGAGGGGAAAGCGAAGGUGGAUGUCAGAUGGCAUGCGUACAUGAUUGACUCGCGUACCAAAUCCAACGGCGAGGAGUACUUGGCAUAUAAUCGACGGCGAUGGGGAUCCGACGGCUGGACGCACUCGUUGCGCUCGUCCGCGAGGCGUGAUGGAUUGGCCUUUGGAGACUGGAAGUGGUGGCCGAACACGUUGCACGCCCAUCGUUUGGUCCAUCUGGCGGAGAAAGUGGGGCGUGGUUCAGAAGCUAAGGACAGAUUGUUCCAGAAGACCUACGAGGAGGGGGGGAACGUGUCCCUAGUGGACGUGGUAUGCUCCAUAGCCGAUGACAUGGGGCUGGAAGGAGGAAGACAGGCUCUCGAGCGAGGAGAGGCGAUGGCGGAAGUCAUCGCGGAAGACAGGCGGGCUAAGGAGAAGCUGAACAUCCAUAGCGUCCCCCAUUUCAUCGUGGGUAACAAGCUGGCUCUCUCCGGCGCCCAAGAUCCGGCUGCCUUUGAGUCGGCCAUCCUCAAGGUGGUUCGCUCGGAAGCACGCUAGUCUCCUUCUUCUGCUUCCUCCUCCUCUUCUUCCUCCUCUUCUCUCUUCUUCCUCCUAUUCCUCUGCUUCCUCUUCUUCCUCUCUUUCUUCUGCUUCUUCCUCUUCUCCCUCUUCUUCCUCCUCUUCUUCCUCCUCUUCUUUCUCUUCUUCCUCCUCUUCCUCUGCUUCCUCUUCUUCCUGUCUUUCUUCUGCUUCUUCCUCCUCUUCUCCCUCUUCUUCCUCCUCUUCUUCCUCCUCUUCUUCCUCCUAUUCCUCUGCUUCCUCUUCUUCCUCUUCUUUCCUCUUCUUUCUCUUGUUCAAAGCCGUUGCUCCAUCUCUCGUUCCUCCUCCGCUCUUUCUCGGAAGCCAGCUAUGGCCGCUGUUUUCACUUUCUAAACCGCUGUUCCAGCUUUUGUUCUUCCCUCUCUUCCUGCUCGUCCUCCUUAUUCCUUCUCAUCUUCCUCCUCUUCUGCGCGUUGCUGAGUGUUUUGAGUGUUGUAUAUGCUGAGUGUUUGCAAUGCGUCAAGAUUGAGAAGCAUGUACUUGAAAGCAGUUUGGCUGCUGUUUAUCAGCAUUCUUCUUCCUCUUCUUCCUCUUCUUCCUCUUCUUCUCCCUCUUCGUCGUCGUCUUCCUCUUCCUCCUCCUGCGCUUCUUCCUCCUCUUCUUCGUCUUCUUCAGAGCUGUUAAUCCAUCUCUAGUUAGGGGAAUGCCCGCGUUUGAGGCUUGGCUAUGUCCUUGCGGAUUAUUUGUUGACGACAACUUGGUUAUACGCGUAUGGUUAGCGAUUGGCCUCGCUUUUCUCAUAUUUUCUUCGUCGUCGUCCUCCUCCUCCUCCUCCUCCUCUUCCUCGUCUUCUCCUCUUCAGCCGCUUCUCCUCCUCUUCCUCGUCUUCUCCUCUUCAGCCGACUCCUCCUCUUCCCCAUCCUUCUUUUUCUUCCUCCUCCUCUUCCUCCUCUUCCUCGUCGUCCGUCUCUUCCUCCGCUUCCCCCUCCUAGUUCAGAUCUUCUUCUUCCUCCUCCUCCUCCUCCUCCUCUUCCUCUUCGUCUUCUUCCUCGUCAAUCUCCUCCCACUCCUCCUUUCUUUCUCUUCUGUUGUUCAGGCUCUUUUUCCCUGCUCGGGGGGGGGAUCGGGAUCCCGGUACCGACGUCUAAUUUCUCCUCGAAUCAAUUUGUUCUCGCUACGUCGCUACCUGCUGAAGUCGUUCUGCACAGCUUUUUUUUUUUUUCUAAUACACACCCAGCACCUUCGAUUUUGGGGGGCGCCACUCUGGUUGCUUCUCCUCCUCCUCCUCGUUGUUUUGUUCUUCAUCUUCUCCUUCUCUUUUUUUUUUUUUUUUUUUUUUUUUUUUUUUUUUUUUUUUUUUUUUUUUUUUGUUCUUCAUCUUCUCCUAAUCCUCUUGCUUCUCGUCUGGCUGAUUAGAUAGGGAGGACGUGGCGGGAUGAGCUGAGUCAGCUGACGUGGACUCGAUUACGCGCUUGAGACUCGAUAACAAUGGGUCAAAAAAGGAUCUGCUCCGCUUAUCCGAUUACCGCUAUCCUUUGCACGUCGACGCCACCUGGCAAGGAAUGCCGCGUGGAGGGAAUGAAUCCGCUACACGUGGCAACCCAUCCAUCAAAGGAGAGUUCGAUUUCCACGAACUGACACGUGUCUUCUGCCUGCAGUGAGGAUGUUGAGUGCGAUGUCGAGGGAUCUGACAGGCGAUUGGAAAAAAGGCGCAAGAGAGUGUGUUGAAAGAAGAAGGAGAAAGCGGGAGAGACGCCGAGGGGUUAUGCCAGAGGCGUUCUCGGUUCAUGGGGGUGUCAUUAUGCAGAGGCCACGCUAAUCUUCUACUCUGCAUCAUUCCUUGUUUCAAGGACACCGACAUAUGUGUGUGUGUGUGUGUGUGUGAGAGAGAGAGAGAGAGAGAGAGACGGGGAAAGGAAAAGGAGGCAGGCGAUGGGGCUCUGGACCUUAGAGAAGCAAAUUACGAUCGCAGUGGAGUCGUAAACUUACUGCGAUGAAGGUUGACGUCAACAUAAAAAUCGUGUCUGGUGAUGACCGGUGGUUGGUUAUGCAAGGGGUAUUUCCCCUCCCAUCCGCAGCACGGAACGAUUCCGGAUAAUGCGGUAAAAAGAUGGUUCGCUAUGCUGGAUUUCAGCGAAAUACUGAAAAGAGAUUUAUUUACAGUCUAUACCACGC
This is a messenger RNA of Chara braunii, 3037 nucleotides long. The record is from the annotation of a GenBank genome assembly. NCBI's taxonomy places the organism in Eukaryota, Viridiplantae, Streptophyta, Charophyceae, Charales, Characeae.